Messenger RNA from Oncorhynchus tshawytscha (Chinook salmon), 782 nucleotides. RefSeq names its product lactoylglutathione lyase-like. The coding region runs from base 95 to 688 and encodes 197 amino acids. Gene Ontology annotation, molecular function: lactoylglutathione lyase activity; metal ion binding. Lineage: Eukaryota; Metazoa; Chordata; Actinopteri; Salmoniformes; Salmonidae. The record is from RefSeq and is a predicted model, not a curated record. The transcript has 6 exons.
UGUCUCGACUUGCCACAGUCAGCUUUGGGAGCGCCUAUCCCAAGCUACUCGGCCUGUGAAUUUGCCUGCUGUCAAUUUGGUCUUUCACUGCAAAAUGACAGAAAAAGGACUUACGGAUGAGGCUGUGUCCGCAGCAUGCAAAGAAGGGGACCCUAUCACCCAGGAUUACAUGUUGCAGCAAACUAUGCUGAGGGUGAAAGACCCACUCAAGUCUUUAGACUUCUACACACGCAUCAUGGGCAUGACGUUGCUGCAGAAAAUAGACUUCCCAUCAAUGUGCUUCACACUCUACUUCCUGGGUUAUGAGGAAAAGAAGGAAAUCCCUGCAGACAUAAAGGACAAGACAGCAUGGACUUUCUCCCGACGAGCCACCAUUGAACUCACACACAACUGGGGCUCUGAAUCAGAUGAAAAUGUAUCUUAUCACAACGGAAACGCUGAGCCAAAAGGUUUUGGGCACAUCGGAAUUGCUGUACCUGAUGUUUAUGCAGCCUGCAAAGUAUUUGAAGAAAAAGGAGUAACAUUUGUUAAGAAGCCAGAUGAUGGUAAAAUGAAGGGACUGGCCUUUAUACAGGAUCCUGAUGGAUACUGGAUUGAGAUUUUGAGUCCAAACAACAUGUUCACUGUAACGUCAUCCAAGCGUCAAACUGAGAUAGUACAAACUGACUUGGUCAGAAAAAGGAUGUGAUGAAAAAGUAAGAGAGAAAUUGGAGGAACCAAAGGGUGUUAUGUGAGGAAAUUAAGAGGUGAAGAUUGAGUAUUUGCUUACGAUUGGGAUCACA